Molecule: messenger RNA, 1213 nt
Organism: Penaeus chinensis
Lineage: Eukaryota; Metazoa; Arthropoda; Malacostraca; Decapoda; Penaeidae
Product: probable G-protein coupled receptor Mth-like 3
Exons: 6
Coding region: 324-1148 (274 amino acids)
Biological process (GO): G protein-coupled receptor signaling pathway
Cellular component (GO): membrane
Molecular function (GO): G protein-coupled receptor activity
Source: RefSeq, a predicted model, not a curated record
UCUCUGCUCCCGUCCGAGAAGCACCUCCGACGAAAGCGUCCGCGGGGUGUCGUAACUGUGAUCGUUCUCCCGCGCGUUACACUCUCCGUCGCUCUCGUCUUGAGUUUUGCGGAUUUGCCUGUAGUUUUUUGGAUUUUGGUUUAUAAUUGAAGCGUCGGUUCCUAUUCCUGCGUGUAUCUGGAACCAUAAGGAGCAAGCAACAGUUUUGCUACGGCUUGCUGACUCCUAGAAGACAGUGAUCACUUACUUGUCGAAUGUGACUUGUGGAGCUGUGAGAUAUACUGAAGCUCUCGUGUUCUGCUCUCUUAGUGCUUCUGCAGGCAAUGAAUAUGUCACCUCGGCUCCACUUACUGACACUGGUGGUGGCGGCGGUGGCGACGUCAGCGGGCGCGACCCAGACCACGACGCAGACCGAAAGCAGCAACAGCAGAAGGUCCUCGAGCCUCGUGCAAGAGAAGACGCCCCUCACGCCCGACACCGAGGCCCUGGUGGAAGUCCCGAUGUGCUGCGGCGUCGACCAGGUCUUCAGCAUGUCCGGGAUGAGCUGUGAGCCCGCGAGAACCAAGCCUGUGGUGGCGUUCCAUCAUGAGGACGGCAGCCCAGUGGAGUACCAAUUUGCCUUCAACGUCACCGUAGGCUUCCCCAACUGUACCUUCUACAGUCUUCAGCCAACAAUCGAGCCUUCGGACGAGUUCUUCCUGCUGCCAGAUGGUCGGCUCCUGGUGUCGGCGGGAGACAAGAAUAAGCUGGACAAGGAGAAAUUCUGCCUCCUGGCCACCGAGAAGGAGAUGGAGGCGAUCGUGUGCUUUCCAGAUAGUGGAAGAACUUCGCCCGAACCGACCUUCCACCACGUCGUGUACCAGACGCUGUACCCGAUCGGCAUGAUCAUCUCCUCCAUCUUCCUGGCGCUGACGCUCUUCGUGUACUGCCUGGUGGUGGAGCUCAGGGACCUCCUCGGCCGCUGCCUCAUGUGCGCCGUGGCCUCGCUGUGCCUGGCCCAGAUCUCGACGGUGGUGGUGCAGCUGGCCACGCACAGGCUGUCCAUGACGGAGUGUAUCUUCACCGCCGUGAUGAUGCAAUUCUGGUACAUGGCCGCCUUCUUCUGGCUCAACGUCAUCUGCUUCAAUGUUUUCCUCACCGUCUGGUAAGUACUUUGAAAGGGAGAUGGAAGGGAGGAAGGGAGGGAAAGGGAGGAAGGGAAAGGGAGAAAGGG